CAGAUGUAAUGUGGGACAGAGCAGCAUGCGUCCAUGUAAACAGUGGAAAAGUAAAAAAAAAAAAACAACAACAACAUGUAAUAUUUAUGGAUCCAGAGUUGUGCGGGUGCCUUAGGUAAACGAAGGCGAUUGACGCGCGCGCCGAAGCAGCCGCAUGUGAUUUCCAGCUUCAGUCAUUUUGGCAGCACGAUGCGAGAGAGAGACGGAGACACGGAGCUGUGAAACCGUACUCUCUCCGCCAGGGAUGUCGACGGAAAGGAAUCCCUGAAACCGCCGCUGCCCAGGAAAUAUGGACAAAUCCGGUUGUGAUUUUGAGUGCGGACUGUUUUUCUGACGGGGGGGAUUGUGUGUUUUUUUUCUUCUUCUUUUCUUUUUUUUUUUUUCUUUUGCACAUUGCUACAGUGUAGUGGACCAGGAUGCCGUGUGGGCGAUGCUGCCACAAGGGAUACAUUGUGAUUUCGCAGAGAUGUUUUAGUAGCAACCGUUGCAUAAAUUAAAAUAAGAAAAGGGCUUCGGACGAGGGGAUCGGAGUGCAAAGGGGAUCUAAUAAGACAUCGCCACCUGUUACCAGAAAAUCAGCUCUCGAGUGGUUCCACCGUCAGGAUGGUACCUUAGCUGCGUUCUCCUCCCGAUACUGCAGCGCGGCCACAGACGAACAGGGACCUCCAGGAGAGAAGCCUCGCUGCACGAUAGCCUCGUCCUUCCCAACUGGGGGGAAAAACAAAAAGCAGGCAGGAGAAGUGACAGCAGCGCCCUCCCACUGCCCAGCGCUGACAGCCAUGAUUCGAGGAGGCCCUCUGCCACGGCUCAGAUCAGGGAUCAUCUCGCUGCUCCAUGGCUAGACCUCAACAAACAAAGAGCUGGGGGCCUUUCUGCUGAGCAUCCCUCACUGCGUAGUAGCACAUGGAUUUCAAGACUUCAAAUGAAGAGACAAAGACUGGGAUUUAUUUGAUGCAAGAAGGUAAUGAGGAGCCGUUUAAUAUUCGACUACACUUGGCCAAAGAUAUUCUGACCAUUCAGGAACAAGACGUCAUCUGUGUGUCAGGAGAGCCUUUUUAUUCAAGUGAGAGGACUGUAACGAUCAGGAGGCAGACGAUUGGAGGGUUUGGCCUGAGCAUCAAGGGUGGGGCAGAGCACAAAAUCCCCGUUGUGAUAUCAAAAAUAUCAAAGGAGCAAAAAGCUGAACUCUCUGGCCUGCUUUUUAUUGGUGAUGGCAUCCUCCAGAUAAAUGGAAUAAACGUCAGAAGCUAUCGCCACGAGGAAGUGGUCCAGGUUUUGAGAAACGCUGGGGAAGAAGUGACUCUCACGGUGUCUUUCCUAAAGAAGACUCCGGCCUUUUUGAAACUGCCCCUGUGUGAGGACUGCACAUGCAUCCCCAGCGACCAGAGCAGUGGGACCUCCUCUCCUCUGUGUGAUAGUGGCCUCCACUUGAACUACCAUCCUAACAACACGGACACGCUGUCCUGCUCGUCCUGGCCCACGUCCCCAGGGCUCCGCUUUGAGAAGAGAUGGGUGGACCUGCGCCUAAUUCCUCUGCUGCACUCGCGCCUGUCGCAGUACAUUCCCGGCUCUGACGUCUGCAGGAAAAAUGCUUUCCAGGUCAUAGCCGUGGACGGAGUGUGCAGUGGAGUCAUACAGUUUCCCACCGCUGAAGACUGCUUGGACUGGCUUCAGGCAAUAGCGAGCAACAUUUCAAAUCUCACCAAGCACAAUGUUAAGAAGAUCAACCGAAAUUUUCCAGUCAACCAGCAGAUUAUUUACAUGGGCUGGGUCGACGAGAAGGAGCAGGACUCCGUUCAGGACCGAAUGUAUUCACCAAAGUUCCUUGCUUUGAGGGGUUCGUCACUCUUCAAAUUUUCAGCGCCUCCUGUGACAACAUGGGACUGGACCAGAGCAGAGAAAAGCUUUACUGUGUAUGAGAUAAUGUGCAAGAUUUUAAAGGACAAUGACCUUCUGGACAAGAGGAGACACUGCUUCAGCGUCCAGACGGAGAGCGGGGAGGACAUGUUCUUCAGCGUGGAGCUGGAGUGCGAGCUGCUCAUCUGGGAAAAGGCUUUUCAGAUGGCCACUUUCCUGGAGGUGGAGAGGAUUCAGUGUAAAACGUACGCCUGCAUCAUGGAGAGCCACCUUAUGGGACUCACAAUUGACUUCAGUAUGGGCUUUGUGUGCUUUGAUGCUGCUUCCAAGGCUGUGCUGUGGAGAUACAAGUUCUCCCAACUGAAAGGCUCGUCCGACGACGGAAAAAGCAAGAUCAAGUUUUUAUUCCAAAAUCAAGACUCCAAAUCAAUCGAAGCUAAGGAGCUGGAGUUCUCAAACCUCUUCGCGGUGCUUCACUGUAUUCACGCUUUUUUCGCUGCCAAAGUUGCUUGUCUGGACCCGAUGUUUGUGGAGAGCCAAGGCACCGCGACGACCGCAGGGAUCCCGUCUCUGUCCGGCCUCUCCUGUAACUCACAGACGCCCAAGCUGAAAUACACCACUUGACGGGCGCUGCUGUCUCCGGACAACGCUGCACUUAAUCCUGAACGUGGCCUCUACUACGGCGGUGGAUGGGAGGAGAUCAAACUGUGACGUAACGAGGAAGAACUGGAAUGAAAUACCUCUCUGCGAGGAAUACACUUAGCAACUUCACAUUUCUGGGAGAACCCUCGACCUGAAACCUCCUUCACAGACAGAAAGACUCAAAGGACGCACAACAAAACAAAAAAACAAAACAAAGCAAAAGGUGCGAUUCAGAAAUGUUUUUAAGUGAUUUUGUCUUUCUCUUGAACCUCAGAAAUCCUUGUAAUCGACACGUCACAAAGAAAAAUGCAGUUCUUUUCUCGAUGGUAGUCCGUUUUUCUAUGUGAUUUUAUUCAAGGUCUGGAGACGAAGCGAAGCAGAUCUUAGCCUUUUUUUCCUCCACUUCAGGACGGUACACUUGAACUCCUGCAACCACAUGUUGCUUUGACACUUAAUGUGUUUCUUUUUGCGUGUGUUUUUUUUAAUAUAUAUAUAUAUAUAUAUAAUUGAAAUUUUUUUAUACGUAAUUCAAUCUGCAGUAAAGUGUGUUUCACUCUGAUUAGACUCUAGCUAAAAGCAAAACAUGAAUUUGGCCUAAAAAGUUAGUUUAAUCCCGUUUCCUGGCAGCACUGGCGGAUGGAGAGGAUGCGUCGGGUCCUCAUUUUUUAUUUCUUAAUGUCACCCUUAACUGCACACGUGUCUGUUUCCUGGAUUACUGGAUGGAGCAGCUGUGUGAGAGUGUAGUUUUUUAUUGUUCACCAUCAACACAACCGUGUCAUCUGACAAAAGAAAUAUGGCAUUUCAUUCAUUUUCUGUAGCCUCUGGAGGGUCGUGUGGAGACGGGGCUUGAGCCUUUCACACUCACACCUACAGCCUAAUCUAGGAUCGCCAGUUGACCUAACGAGCAUGUCUUUGGAUGGUGGGAGGGGCCGGUGGAUUCGAGCCCACAACUGUGAGGAAUCAGUGCCACCCACCACGCCCUGUUUAUAUAUUUUUUUUUAACCUAAAUUUGAUUCUGUAAAUAAACCCUGACAUUCAAAUGAACUCUAAGAAUUAUGAAUCAUGGUGAUUACUCGUAGGGAUUACUCGUAAGGAUUAUGGCGUUUGUUAAUUUGAUGUGCACCCGAGACGACUAGGUAGGUAGGUAUCUCGUAACCUUGUGCCCUCUCCGCCAUUUACUCAAUGGACCAGUUUAGAAGAAUAAACUCCACUACGGUGUCUUUUGAUCAUAUUUUAUCAUUUGUUUGUUUCUGACUUCAGCUUGUAAAUAUACACUGACACCACAGACGAAUGGGAGGAAAAAAAUAGAAAUAUGUAGCAUACCCGUCCUCCAGAGGUUUUUAGAUACCCCUUUAAAACUUCACAAUAAAACUGUUUGUAAAUGCGGCAGAGAGACAUGCAACUAUCGUAUUAGAAAAAAAAAAAAAAAAAAGAGUUCAGGUCAAUUAGCGCGAUUAGUCAUGCUCUUACCUUCCAUUUACAAAGAGGAGUCCAAACAGAAGAGGGAUCACGGGUAAGUAAACUCUAGAGGAUAACAAAUUAAAUGGGGUCAGUAAAGUGCUCCUUGCUAAGCGGAGUGGAAAGUGGCGGCGGUGCGGUCUAUGCAAAGAAAGUCUGAGUGAUGCUUUUGUGCUUUAAAACGACCUCGGUCGCAUAUACCCUUAUAACACAGGAUUUAGAGAGUGGGGUGGAUUUUAUUUUUUGCAGAUGUUUUAUUAACAAAUAUGCUGUGUAAUAAAUGAAUAAAAGAAACCUUUUAUAUCAUG
This is a messenger RNA of Mugil cephalus (flathead mullet), 4265 nucleotides long. RefSeq names its product syntrophin, gamma 1 (gene sntg1). Gene Ontology annotation, cellular component: intracellular anatomical structure; dystrophin-associated glycoprotein complex. Gene Ontology annotation, molecular function: protein binding; structural molecule activity. The record is from RefSeq and is a predicted model, not a curated record. Lineage: Eukaryota; Metazoa; Chordata; Actinopteri; Mugiliformes; Mugilidae. Bases 904 to 2481 code for a protein of 525 amino acids. The transcript is spliced from 19 exons.